GGACAGCGCCGCCUCUGCCCGGCCCGCUCCGUCCUCGCCCGCCCGGGACGCGGAGGCAAAGUCCGCGCGCGCUCGCUCGCCCCGCGCCCGUCCUCCCCGCGGAGCACCGGAGCCGGCGCCCCAGCCCACUGCCAUGUCCAAAAGCCUGAAGAAGAAAAGCCACUGGACCAGCAAAGUCCAUGAGAGUGUCAUCGGCAGGAACCCGGAGGGCCAGCUGGGCUUCGAGCUGAAGGGGGGCGCCGAGAACGGCCAGUUCCCCUACCUGGGCGAGGUGAAGCCUGGCAAGGUGGCCUAUGAGAGUGGCAGCAAGCUGGUGUCCGAAGAGCUGCUGCUGGAGGUGAACGAGACCCCCGUGGCGGGGCUCACCAUCCGGGACGUGCUGGCCGUCAUCAGGCACUGCAAGGACCCGCUCCGGCUCAAGUGCGUCAGGCAAGGAGGAAUCGUUGAUAAAGAUCUUCGUCACUACCUCAACUUACGAUUUCAGAAGGGGUCUGUGGACCACGAACUCCAGCAAAUCAUUCGAGACAACCUCUACCUCCGCACCGUGCCGUGCACCACAAGGCCACAUAAGGAGGGCGAGGUCCCCGGAGUGGACUACAUCUUCAUCACUGUGGAAGAUUUUAUGGAAUUGGAGAAAAGCGGUGCUCUCCUAGAAAGUGGGACUUAUGAAGAUAAUUACUACGGUACCCCAAAGCCUCCAGCUGAACCGGCACCGUUGCUGUUAAAUGUAACAGACCACAUCCUUCCGGGAGCCACUCCAAGUGCCGAAGGAAAACGGAAGAGAAACAAGUCAGUGAGCAACAUGGAGAAAGCAAGCAUAGAGCCUCCAGAGGAAGAUGAGGAGGAGAGGUCUGUGGCCAACGGGAACGGAGUGGUGGUGACACCAGAAUCCAGUGAACAUGAAGACAAGAGUGCAGGAGCCUCAGGGGAGACACCCUCCCAGCCUUACCCUGCCCCAGUGUACAGCCAGCCCGAGGAGCUGAAAGAGCCCGUGGAGGAUGCCAAGCCCGGCAAGCCCGAGGACAGCGAGGACACCGACCCGCUGCCCGACAACUGGGAAAUGGCCUAUACGGAGAAGGGAGAAGUCUACUUCAUUGACCAUAAUACAAAGACAACAUCAUGGCUGGAUCCACGACUUGCGAAAAAGGCUAAACCUCCAGAGGAGUGCAAAGAGAAUGAGCUUCCAUAUGGCUGGGAAAAAAUCGAUGAUCCCGUAUAUGGCACUUACUAUGUUGACCACAUAAAUAGACGAACACAGUUUGAAAACCCUGUCCUGGAAGCCAAAAGGAAGCUACAGCAGCAUAACAUGCCCCACACGGAACUUGGAAGCAAGCCCCUGCAGGCCCCAGGUUUCCGAGAAAAACCACUCUUCACGCGGGAUGCGUCCCAGCUGAAGGGAACAUUCCUCAGCACCACCCUCAAAAAGAGCAACAUGGGCUUUGGAUUUACCAUCAUUGGUGGCGACGAGCCUGAUGAGUUUCUGCAAGUGAAAAGCGUAAUUCCAGAUGGGCCUGCUGCGCAGGAUGGAAAAAUGGAAACAGGUGAUGUCAUUGUCUAUAUUAAUGAAGUUUGUGUCCUUGGACAUACUCAUGCAGAUGUUGUCAAACUUUUCCAGUCUGUUCCCAUUGGUCAGAGUGUCAACUUGGUGUUGUGUCGUGGCUACCCUUUGCCCUUUGACCCAGAAGAUCCUGCCAACAGCCUGGUGCCACCCCUUGCAAUAAUGGAGAGGCCACCUCCAGUGAUGGUCAAUGGAAGACAUAACUAUGAAACCUAUUUGGAAUACAUUUCUCGGACCUCACAGUCAGUUCCAGAUAUUACAGAUCGGCCGCCUCACUCUUUGCAUUCCAUAUCAGCUGAUGGUCAGCUAGAUGGCACGUAUCCACCACCCGUCCAUGACGACAAUGUGUCUAUGGCUUCCUCUGGGGCCACCCAAGCUGAACUUAUGACCUUAACCAUUGUGAAAGGUGCCCAGGGCUUUGGCUUCACCAUCGCCGACAGUCCUACAGGACAGCGGGUGAAACAAAUACUUGACAUUCAGGGAUGCCCUGGCCUGUGUGAAGGCGACCUUAUUGUUGAGAUCAACCAGCAGAAUGUACAGAACCUGAGCCAUACAGAAGUAGUGGAUAUACUUAAGGACUGCCCCGUCGGAAGUGAGACUUCUUUGAUUAUCCAUCGAGGAGGUUUCUUUUCUCCAUGGAAAACUCCAAAGCCUGUGAUGGACCGGUGGGAGAGCCAAAGCAGUCCUCAGACCAGUUUAUCUGCUCCGGCCAUACCGCAGAACCUGCCCUUCCCCCCCGCCCUCCACCGAAGCUCCUUUCCGGACUCAACAGAGGCCUUUGACCCGCGGAAGCCUGACCCAUAUGAGCUCUAUGAGAAGUCGAGAGCCAUUUAUGAAAGUAGGCAACAAGUGCCACCCAGGACCAGUUUCCGAAUGGAUUCCUCUGGUCCAGAUUAUAAAGAACUGGAUGUUCACCUUCGGAGGAUGGAGUCUGGAUUUGGCUUCAGAAUCCUCGGAGGAGAUGAGCCUGGCCAGCCAAUUUUGAUCGGAGCCGUCAUCGCCAUGGGAUCAGCUGACAGAGACGGCCGCCUGCACCCAGGGGAUGAGCUCGUCUAUGUGGACGGGAUCCCUGUGGCCGGCAAGACCCACCGUUACGUCAUCGACCUCAUGCACCACGCAGCCCGCAACGGGCAGGUGAACCUCACUGUGAGAAGAAAGGUGCUAUGUGGAGGGGAGCCCUGCCCAGAGAAUGGGAGGAGUCCAGGCUCCAUAUCAACCCACCACAGCUCUCCACGCAGUGACUACGCAACCUACGCCAACAGCAACCACGCCGCGCCCAGCAGCAACGCCUCUCCCCCUGAGGGCUUCGCCUCCCACAGCCUGCAGACCAGCGAUGUGGUCAUUCACCGCAAGGAGAAUGAAGGCUUUGGCUUUGUCAUCAUCAGCUCCCUGAACAGACCUGAGUCUGGAUCCACUAUAACCGUGCCCCAUAAAAUCGGACGCAUCAUUGACGGGAGCCCUGCAGAUCGCUGUGCAAAACUAAAAGUAGGAGACCGAAUCCUAGCGGUGAACGGCCAGUCCAUCAUCAACAUGCCUCACGCUGACAUCGUGAAGCUCAUCAAGGAUGCGGGUCUUAGUGUCACCCUUCGCAUCAUUCCUCAGGAGGAGCUCAGCAGCCCCGCCUCGGCCCCCAGCUCCGAGAAGCAGAGCCCCAUGGCCCAGCCGCACAGCCCGGGGGCCCAGCCCGCCCCAGCUGCCCCCAGUAGCCCCGUGGCCCAGCCGCCGCCUCCACAGCCACUCCAGCUGCAAGGACAUGAGAACAGUUAUAGGUCAGAAGUAAAAGCAAGACAAGAUGUGAAACCAGACAUCCGACAGCCUCCGUUCACAGACUACAGGCAGCCCCCACUGGAUUACAGGCAACCUCCAGGAGGGGACUACCAGCAGCCCCCACCCUUGGACUACAGGCAGCCUCCCCUGCUGGACUACAGGCAGCACUCCCCAGACACCAGGCAGUACCCGCUGCCCGACUACAGACAGUCCCAGGGUUUUGAUUAUUUCACGGUGGACAUGGAGAAGGGCGCCAAAGGAUUCGGAUUCAGCAUUCGUGGAGGAAGGGAAUACAAAAUGGAUCUGUAUGUGCUGAGACUGGCAGAAGACGGGCCGGCGAUCAGGAAUGGGAGGAUGAGGGUAGGUGAUCAAAUCAUUGAAAUCAAUGGGGAAAGCACAAGGGACAUGACCCACGCCAGAGCAAUAGAACUCAUCAAAUCCGGAGGAAGGAGAGUACGGCUGCUGCUCAAGAGAGGCACAGGACAGGUCCCAGAGUAUGACGAACCCGGCUUCCGGAGCGCUACCACCGCCGCCGGCCCAGGUCUGCCGGAAAUAGGCGUCUCGCUUGAGGAGCUCCUCUCUCCAUCCUCGCCACCGCAUCCCGCCCCACCCUCCGACCCUGCCCACCCGAAGAGCCCUGAUCCGGCUUGGGACGUCAAAAGGGAACACGACGUUAGGAAACCAAAGGAGCUCCCGGCCGGCGGCCAAAAGAAGCAGCGCCUCGGGGAGCAGAGCGAGGGCACCGGGCGGCCGAGGCAGGAGGAGGCGUCGGGCGGGAAGGAAGGGCCCCGGCCUGCACCCGGCCCGCGGCCGCAGGGGGGCGCCCCGGGGUCGGGCUUGGGGUCACGCAGGGCCGCCCUGGCGCCUGGGCCCUGGAAAGUGCCGGGCUCCGACCGGCUGCAGGGCGCGCUCCAGCCGGGCGCCCCGGCGUCCAGCCGGUGAGGGUCCCCAGCCCCCGAGCUCCGCUCGGCGUUUUAUUUAUUGUCACUGUCGCACGCAUCUUCCGCGAGGCCCGGCUGCCGGGGCCUGGGCCGCUGCGGGAGAAGCAAAUGCUGUCGCGGAGCACCACAGAGACAGUGCAGCGCCGCUUGGGCCAAAAGAAGGCAUCGGUCCCCGCUGCAUGAAGAAACGGUUUGAACGCCGUCAGACUGCACCGAAACCGAUGAGCUAGCGCAAUCACGAACUGGAAUAUCGCCUUAAAAUUCAAACUGCACGGAGCAAGCGGAAACUGAGACAAGAUUAUAUCUUUUAAUCGAUCUAAAGCAUUGUAUAUACAUUGUCCUUGACAUAUCUAGACGGGGGUGAAAGGGUUUCUCUGAAACACCAGGAACUGUUCGCCCGACGUCUCUCCAUGCACCCGGCCUCCGCAGGACCAGGUGGCAACCUAGUGAGCCCAUUGGUGUGACGCCAUUUCUACUGCCAUUCCUGUGAUCCAGUCAUAUUUCUGUACAUCUUCAGUGGUAGGAAAAACAGGUUUUAAAAAUUGUGUCCUAGGGAACAGUUUGCCAUGAGUCUGAAUUUUGCAGUUUAGCUCAUAGCUUUUCAUUGAUUUUCCUGUGAAAUAUCAGUUUUGUAACCGAAAGGCCACAAUCUGUAGAAUCAAGAUUGGCAACGCUGCGGCCCCAUUAUGAACAGGCCUUGCCCCCGCGAGCUGCCCUCAAGCCCUGGCCGUCGCUUCCUUUGCACUAUGACAGGAGAGAGGCCGAGUACACUCUUUGUCCUCUAUCUAAGAUUAGAAUGAACCUCUAAUAUUAAAAGGUCACUAUAGUAACUAAUUUAUUUUCAUUAAGGAACAUGAGUCCACUUAGCCUUCCUUUCUGCUCGACUUUCUUUCCUGUGUCUUCCACCUUUGGUUUCCAUUUGCUUUGGGUCCUGAACUCUUUGCUAGGUGUUUUACCUCCUGAGCAACCCCAGAUUAUCUCCGCGGCUCUCCACCUGACCCCCUAGUGAUUCGCGAAGGCUGUCUUUCUCCCUGCUGCAUCAGGGGGUCUUCCUAACCCCUCAGCGUCAGUUACUUCUUCCUCUGUGUUUAAUGUCGCUACACAAAGGAAAAGGCAAAAUGUGUCUUCAGGCAGCGUCUUUAAUACGCUCUGUACACACGGGGCUUCCCUCUUCUUGUGGCUGCUGCUAGCCAGAGCUGGGGUGCCCAAACGGGCCCCUCCUGGUCGGGGAGGUCACACACAGCAGCCUCUCCCACCCCCGCCCGUCUCUCUCUUCCUAAGUGCAGGAACCUGAGCCCUCUUGAUGUCAUUUCCACCUGACAAAGGAGUAGCUUUGCUGUCUGACAAGUGUGGCUGGAAGCCUCGUGGGGAGGGUCUUGCAGCUUGUCAAAGCAGUUUCCAAAAAUGAAAUCCAUCCAUCAUAAACAAAAGCACAAACACAUGUAGCAGUUUAUAAUCCUCUUGGUUUAAUCUCAAUUAGUGUUUCUCCCCUGGGCUAGAAAUCCAGUCUAGUUUGCCAUUAAUUUAUUGAAGCUGGUUCUGGACAAUGCUUCUGUAGUGUAGCUGCACGUCCUGGUACUGUAUCCUCCGACAUUUAUUUUUCAUGUGUUACAAAAGGAAAAAAAAAUUGAGAUUACGCUUGCAGAAACUCUAAUUUUCACAGUUCAGUGCUACUACUCGUGCAGCCAUUGCUUUAUGCGGCUGUAAUCCAUAACCGUGAGACAGCACAUCAUCUCAGCCCCAUCCCAAAUAAUAUUUCUGUGUAGUGUUAGCUGAGACUUUACCCUGUACAGCUGUAUCUCUAUAAAUAUAAUUCCAUGUAUUAAUAGUCACAGAAAGACUGUAAGUGAGCAACUAUUUUUAUGAAACGCACCACUAUGGAUAAAUUAACUUUUACAGAAAUCUUGUUUACUGUAUGAUAUUCUAAAACACUGUC
Octodon degus (degu) is the source of this 6202-nucleotide messenger RNA. It is a transcript of the gene Magi2, whose product is annotated as membrane associated guanylate kinase, WW and PDZ domain containing 2. Gene Ontology annotation, molecular function: signaling receptor complex adaptor activity; beta-1 adrenergic receptor binding; SMAD binding. Gene Ontology annotation, biological process: signal transduction; receptor clustering. The record is from RefSeq and is a predicted model, not a curated record. The transcript is spliced from 22 exons. Lineage: Eukaryota; Metazoa; Chordata; Mammalia; Rodentia; Octodontidae. The coding region runs from base 134 to 4267 and encodes 1377 amino acids. Gene Ontology annotation, cellular component: dendrite; cytoplasm.